AUGUACCCCGGCUGUUUCCAUCCUCCGCACCGUGGCCACCAGGCAGUACUCAACGAAGCAUUCGCGGCCACUCAAGACAUCGAUGUCAUCGCUGCUUUUGUUGUUCCAGUAGUUUCUGGUAUCCUAGACGACAAAACCUAUGGCGACCAGCUAUCACUUACAUUAGCCGAUAAAACUCGACUUUGGACAGGGGGCGAGCCGCAUGAUUGGCUUUGGGUCUUCGAAGGUGGUGGCCCCGAUGAAUGGGAAUGCUUUCGUAGCCAGCUUGCCUUUCUGAUUGCAAAGGAUGGGUUUGACGUGGAUUUUAUCUAUCUAGCUGGGCCAGAUCAUGUAGGAAGAAAUUUCAUUAGUAAUACGGCAUGGAACUGCGAUCAUUCUAUCGUCGGCGAUGCUGGGAGAGAUGCGGACUUUAUUCGUGGCGAUGGAUCGUUGGCUCGUCUGAAAGACUGUGAACGUUGGGAGCGUGUUGAAUUGGACGGAAAUGCUAUGUUUGAGAAGUCCAAGCAAGCAGCGGAAAGUUUCCUUGAAUCACUGUCCUUCACGAUAAUGGGAGCGACGGCCUUCGAAGGGUUGUGCACCGAAAUUUAUGAGGAGUUUCGGAAUAGAAUGAAGAGGGUCAGAGUCUGCCGGCGUCGUAGGGACCCCCGACGCUGGGUGCGCUUCGUCAGGUGCGGUGAUGGUGUUAAGUUGCGCUAUAGCUCAACGGAAAUUCGACGUAUCAUAGCGACAUGCCCACUAAAUAAGUUGCUUAGAAGACUCAGGGACCAAGGGGCGGCUCUUCAUCCGGAGUUACUUGUUGAGAUAAUCAAAAAGCAAAGUUGA
Molecule: messenger RNA, 822 nt
Organism: Hypoxylon trugodes
Lineage: Eukaryota; Fungi; Ascomycota; Sordariomycetes; Xylariales; Hypoxylaceae
Exons: 3
Coding region: 1-822 (273 amino acids)
Source: RefSeq, a predicted model, not a curated record